CUUCGACGCUACUCCGACGCGAGAGAAGGAUGCCGUCUCUUGGAACGUGAUGAUGGCUGCGUACUCCUCGCGAGGGACCCGAUGCCGUGAGCUUUGUCACCGCCAUCUCGGCCUGCUGUGGAUUAAAAGACGUGAAGCAGGCUAGAGCUCUGGAGGAGCUCAGUUGUUCGCAUGGAUUUUUGGAGACCAGCGUUGCGGUCCAGAACUCUCUCAUCAACCUCUAUGGAAAAUGCGCGAGCUUGAGCGAGGCCAGCUUACGGCCAACAUGGAAAUAGCUCGGAAGUCUUAAGCUUGUUCCGGAGGAUGGACUUGGAGGGCAUCGAGCUGAGCAAGGCGACUUAUGUCGCAGUUGUCAGUUCGUGCUGCAGUAAUGGAGGUGAUGCUGAGACGAGAAGAGAAAUUUUGUCACAGAUGCACACGCCAAAUGCGGGAGUUUGGAAGGGGCUCGCGCUAUCUUCGACUUCAUGCCUGAAAAGAAUGCGCGGACAUGGAAUUCGAUGAUCGGUGCUUGCAUCCAGCACGGACACAGCGACGAAGCCAUGCAAACGUUCUACGAGAUGCAGCUCGAAGGCAUCCACGUCACUGACGUGACAGUCAUCGUUGUUCUAGGAGCCUGCACAUCCGAUCAGCACCUCGACUUGGGCAACAGGAUUCAGAAGCUAGUUUCUGAAGGAAACCAUGCCCAGCCAGCGACUGCUCUUCAGAACUCUCUCGUCAACAUGUACGCCAAGUGUGGGUGCCUUGAAGCCGCAAAGAAGAACUUUGACGAGAUGGAACAGGAUACGCGAAGUGUGGUCUCCUGGAACGCAAUGAUCUCGGCCUACAUUCAAAACUCGCGGGAUGUAGAGGCCUUGGAAUUGUACAAGCAAAUGUGCCAGGCAGCAGAGCCAGAUUCCUUCACAUUCUCAAGCGUCCUCACCGCCUGCUCCAACUUGAAUGCUCUAGAGGAGGGGAAGUUGGUCCACCAUCAGGUUGAAGCCACUGGAAUGGAACUGGAUGGUGUGCUCGGGAGUGCACUCAUCACCAUGUAUGGCAAGUGCGAAGACUCCGGCAGUGCUCGCCUGGUUUUUGAGACACUGGUGGAAGAGCAGAGGACGAGCAUGGACGUCGUGUGCUGGAACGCGAUGAUCUCGGCUUACUCCCAGUGCGGCUGCAGCAGCGAAGCUUUCGAGCUCUUCUACAAGAUGGACCUGGAAGGCAUCAAACAAGUCAGUGCGAGCUUCGUCAGCAUCCUCGCAGCGUGCGACAGUUUCGACAAAGGGAUGGCACUCGAGUUACGGCUGGCUAGUGCUGGACUGGAUACGAGCCAGGAGAUUGGAGCCGCACUGAUCAACAUGCACAGCAGGUGUGGAAACUUGGACCGAGCGAGACGCGUGUUCGACAGCAUGGUGCGCAUCAACGACGUAAGAGCAUUGCGGAAUCCAAUCUGCUGGACGGCCAUGCUUGCGGCCUACUCCCACCAUGGCUGCGCUCGCCAGAGCCUGGAGCUCCUCUUCCUCAUGAGCCUCGAAGGCGUCCAGCCCAACGAGAUCAACUUCACCAGCAUUCUCAACGCGUGUAGCCAUGCAGGCCUCAGCAGCCAGGCGUGGACGAGCUUUCUAGACAUGCACACCAAGUAUGGCGUAGCUCCCGCUGCUCAGCACCUGGUUUGCUUGAGCGACAUGCUGGGGAGAGCCGGGAUGCUGGGUGAAGCGGAGGCGUUCAUCGGGACCUCGACUUACGAUGACACUAGUACCGAGGCCGAGUUCGCUGCUGUGGCAUGGAAGUCACUGCUCAAUGCUUGCAAACUCCAGGGGAAUGCCGGAGCUGGAGCUCGUGUAGCGGAGAAGCUGGCCGAGCUGGAGCCCGAGGUGGCGGCUCCUUACAUCCUCCUGGCCGGUAUCUACGCAGCUCAGACGUGACGAUGGAAAGAAAAGUUGGCCGGGAACCCAGAGUUUUAUUGCUUGGCGGCGAAGAAUAUAUCUACACGGAGGAACUGCAAAGCAAAAGCUUUCACGAAGCGAUGCAGCCCGAUGAAUCCUUCUGUGGCCGGGGAAACGUACUGAAUUUGGACGAGUCAUUGUGCUCCGGGGUCCGUUUGGCCUUGGAGUCUUCGGAAGGGCCUGGAGCCGAGUAGCCCGGGGAACUAAUCUCCAGUAGCCUCUUCUUUAUGUACUCGAAACUAGUGAAUGUGAUGACCGCCGCCGGGGUUGUUCUCAUCAAGUUGGUCGCACAGCCGCGAUAGUAGCCUCGAAUCCCUUCUUGCUUCCAGAUCUUUUGCACGCAGUCGACCACGCCAUUGUAUCUUGGAUUGGCGGAGCUUCCCUGCUCUUGUAGCCUGGAUCUCACAACCUGCUCGUUCUUACUCA
Molecule: messenger RNA, 2348 nt
Organism: Selaginella moellendorffii
Lineage: Eukaryota; Viridiplantae; Streptophyta; Lycopodiopsida; Selaginellales; Selaginellaceae
Product: pentatricopeptide repeat-containing protein At2g13600
Exons: 4
Coding region: 465-1901 (478 amino acids)
Biological process (GO): RNA modification
Molecular function (GO): protein binding; RNA binding
Source: RefSeq, a predicted model, not a curated record